This is a messenger RNA of Hydractinia symbiolongicarpus, 2854 nucleotides long. RefSeq names its product oxygen-dependent coproporphyrinogen-III oxidase, mitochondrial-like. NCBI's taxonomy places the organism in Eukaryota, Metazoa, Cnidaria, Hydrozoa, Anthoathecata, Hydractiniidae. Gene Ontology annotation, molecular function: coproporphyrinogen oxidase activity. The transcript is spliced from 6 exons. The record is from RefSeq and is a predicted model, not a curated record. Gene Ontology annotation, cellular component: mitochondrial intermembrane space; cytoplasm. Bases 28 to 1053 code for a protein of 341 amino acids.
UGCUCUUUUUUCAUAGUAGUUAAAAAAAUGGAUGCUAAAGAAUUUGUCUUAAAAAUACCAACCUUCAAGGAAGCAGAUUUAAAAGCUGCACCAAUCACAUCGCUGGAAACAUUGAAAUCGCAAGCAUGUGAAAAAAUGAAGUAUAAGAUGGAGUUAUAUGUCACUUACUUACAAGCAGCUGUCGUGAAUAAACUUUCAGAGUAUGAAACAAAAAAGAAGUUUGUUGUUGACAGGUGGAAUCGUGAAACGGGUGGUGGUGGUAUAACUUGUGUCAUUCAAGACGGAGAAACAUUCGAAAAAGCUGGUGUAAAUAUAUCAGUGGUCUGGGGCGAGUUGCAACCUGAACAAGUGAAGUCGAUGAAAAGCCGUGGGAAAGAUUUGACUUUAGAGGGAAAAAACGAAUUUUUCGCUACUGGCGUUAGUUCGGUGAUACACCCACAAAAUCCUUUUAUACCCACAAUGCAUUUCAACUAUCGUUAUUUUGAAGUCCUUGAUGACACGGGAAAGCACACCUGGUGGUUCGGAGGCGGUUGUGAUAUUACACCAACAUAUCUGUCGGAGGAGGAUGCGAUUCAUUUUCAUAAAACACAAAAAGAAGCCUGCGACAAGCAUGAAGCAUCGUACUAUCCAAAGUUCAAAAAAUGGGCGGAUGAUUAUUUCUAUAGUCCACACAGAUCCGAACAUCGUGGGAUUGGUGGUUUAUUUUUUGAUGAUUUCGACGAGAAAAGCAUUGAAGAAUGUUUUAGUUUUAUUGCCAGUUGUGGUUCAGCUAUCAUACCUUCAUAUGCACCGAUCAUAGAAAAGCACAGACACGAUAAGUUCAAUGACCAGCAACGUAACUGGCAAUUACUCAGAAGAGGAAGAUACGUGGAGUUCAACCUGGUUCAUGACCGUGGCACAAAGUUUGGUUUAGCUACCCCUAACGCUCGUAUCGAAAGCAUUCUCAUGUCGUUACCUCUCGUCGCUAGAUGGGAAUACAUGCCAUGUAUCGCUGAUGGGAGUGAGGAGGACAAAAUCAUGAAAGUGCUCAAGAAAGCUCGAGACUGGAUUUAAAGUAACAAUUUGUUUCAGGGACUGGUGCUGGUGAAACAUAUUUCUGCUUUGUUUUAGUGAAUUAGAAAUGAAAGCGCGCUUCUAUUUUUGAGGUGGUGAUGGGCGAGCAUGUCGAUUCAUUGCUUAUCUGUCUGUCUGCUUUUUUUACGGGUGAAGGGCGGGGGCUUUUCACAAUUUAGUACAUAAGGCUUAAGGUGCACUAUCAUUUUUGCAGUUAUUAUUAAGAAUAAUUGAAUCAUUAGAGCAUUAGCAAUCAUUAGGUUUACAUUAGGGGUUUAAGCAUGUUUAUGGAUAUACGCACUUCAUGUUAAAUAAAUCCAUUUUAGUCUAAAAUCAGUCAAAAGACAGAGACACGCAAAAUGAAUCUCUUUUCUUAAACUGGGGCUUCACUUGCUACUCAUUUUUCUUGGGUUAGACGGAUCUCAGAUCUUGCAGCAAUCUUUCCUGCGGGUCGGGUUUAACUCUUGACACCAAGGGAUGUCCACAGAGUAAUUUUGAUAUCAUCUGAGGCAUUUUCGGUGCACUUAAACAACAUAAAAAUUUGUACGAGUUUAAAUUUUUGCUGUGUGAUGUGAUAUCGCAAAUUUCAAACUCUUUAAAAACGUACACACGUAUGGUUAUGCGCCUGUUUUUUAUAUAAUGGUGCAAAAAGGCUAAAAAAUGGCCUAUUAUGCCCAAUAUUUUGAAAGUAAAAAUUGUGACCUAUUUUUUGAAGUAAACUCUGUUUAUUAGAUGGCAUAUAUUCUUUUAUCAUCACUUUCAAUGAUUAAAAAUGAAAAAAACUUUCUGAAGACCUAAUAAAAUAUAUCAGAACUUUUGAUUUCAGCACACAAGCUGGCCAUAUGUUCUUAUAUGCGCAAUGAAAGAAACUGCUGAAAGUUUUACAAUAAAGCUUUAACUUGAAGUUUGACCUGUCAAAAAAAAUAACAGAUCCUUGCGGUAAGGUUUGUUCAGUAUCUUCUGGUUAUGAUGAAUUCCACGGAGCGGCUGCUAUGGGUUUUUUUUUAAUUUAGCGCGCAUCAUAAAUAUUUUGCGUUAUCUUUGUAAACUUUAUUUAUUUAAAAUUUUUGUAUGUUCCGUUGUAGUUUGUAAAUUUUACUGAAAUAGUAUAAAGGGACAGAAAAUUUUCGUUACAACGUAAAAUUGUAUAUUAGGUUAGUGUGAAUAUAGACCAACUUAUAAGUGUAGAAUGGUGAUUACCAUCACAUUUCUGAAGUAUUUUUAUGAAUUAUUUAAACUUCUUUAAACACUUAAGAUUUUUUACGUUUUUACCAAAUAUUUUACCCAAUUUUAAAGUGAGGUGUGUAGUUUCUUCUGUAGCCGUUUCAUUUUUGGUGGAAUGCAUGCAGUAUAAUCCCGAACUCCCUAUGUAAUUGAAACUGUUUUUAAGUUCGACCUCCUUAAAUAACCUUAGAAAAAGAAAAUCUCCUUAAAAGUACUUAGUUAUACUUAAAAAAUUUGAAAUUUUAUCUACUCUCCUCAAUUUCUCCUUACUUGUUAUUUUUUCUGAUCGUAACUUUUUGGGAAACUAAAAUUGGUUUUCUCCUUAAUUGUCCUUUUUUUAUCUUUUUAUUCUCGUUCGCAGCAAAAUAUCCUUAAAAAAUGUCAAUUUGUCUUCUUAAUUCUCCUUAAUAUCCUUACUGUUGUUCUCAUUUUAUUAGUGGUCACCCUGCUGAACGGUAAAUGUCUAGUGAAGCAAAAAUUUUGUUUAUAUUUUAAGCAUAUGAUAAGCUUAUUAUUUGUCUGAAUUAACCAGUAUUUAAGUUGUUACUGAUAUUCAAAAUUCAAAUGCAUAUUUUGA